Molecule: messenger RNA, 18502 nt
Organism: Coregonus sp. 'balchen'
Lineage: Eukaryota; Metazoa; Chordata; Actinopteri; Salmoniformes; Salmonidae
Source: the annotation of a GenBank genome assembly
AUGGAAACGGUACAAUCAGACUAUUUCCUAGUGACAUGUAAUUUCACCCUUGAGGAGGUAGAUCAUGUUUUUACUUCUCUACCAAACAACAAGGCAAGUGGAUCAGAUGGUAUUUAUGAGUCCACAAGGCCCCCCAGUCCUCCCAGGCCCUCAUGCAUAUCAUCAACGCCUGUCUGAUUAAUGGGAAAGGUACCUGAUUCACAGAAGGAUGCCCCCAAAAUACAAUUUUCCAAAUGAUCUGUCUAUAUGGAGAGACAUCUGCCCUCUGUCUUUAAUGUGUUCAUUAAAUGCUUGCUUACCAUGGAUAUUAUAUUAUUAUAUAUAUAAACAGACAGGGUAUAAAUGAGCAUGUUUUCUGCCUAAAAACUGGAAUUGAUGACUUCAAGCAUGAAUCCACAAACUCUGUGUUUUCUGGACUUGUCUUUGGUACUUUAUCAAAGAGUAUAAUGAUCAAUGCACUUGAGGAAAUACAACUGCCUCAGCCUUAUGUGGACAUUAUAGCCUUAUGUGGACAUUAUAUCUGAUGAGGAAAUACAACUGCCUCAGCCUUAUGUGGACAUUAUAUCUGAUGAGGAAAUACAACUGCCUCAGCCUUAUGUGGACAUUAUAUCUGAUGAGGAAAUACAACUGCCUCAGCCUUAUGUGGACAUUAUAUCUGAUGAGGAAAUAAAACUGCCUCAGCCUUAUGUGGACAUUAUAUCUGAUGAGGAAAUACAACUGCCUCAGCCUUAUGUGGACAUUAUAUCUGAUGAGGAAAUACAACUGCCUCAGCCUUAUGUGGACAUUAUAUCUGAUGAGGAAAUACAACUGCCUCAGCCUUAUGUGGACAUUAUAUCUGAUGAGGAAAUACAACUGCCUCAGCCUUAUGUGGACAUUAUAUCUGAUGAGGAAAUACAACUGCCUCAGCCUUAUGUGGACAUUAUAUCUGAUGAGGAAAUACAACUGCCUCAGCCUUAUGUGGACAUUAUAUCUGAUGAGGAAAUAAAACUGCCUCAGCCUUAUGUGGACAUUAUAUCUGAUGAGGAAAUACAACUGCCUCAGCCUUAUGUGGACAUUAUAUCUGAUGAGGAAAUACAACUGCCUCAGCCUUAUGUGGACAUUAUAUCUGAUGAGGAAAUACAACUGCCUCAGCCUUAUGUGGACAUUAUAUCUGAUGAGGAAAUACAACUGCCUCAGCCUUAUGUGGACAUUAUAUCUGAUGAGGAAAUACAACUGCCUCAGCCUUAUGUGGGCAUUAUAUCUGAUGAGGAAAUACAACUGCCUCAGCCUUAUGUGGACAUUAUAUCUGAUGAGGAAAUACAACUGCCUCAGCCUUAUGUGGACAUUAUAUCUGAUGAGGAAAUAAAACUGCCUCAGCCUUAUGUGGACAUUAUAUCUGAUGAGGAAAUACAACUGCCUCAGCCUUAUGUGGACAUUAUAUCUGAUGAGGAAAUACAACUGCCUCAGGCUUAUGUGGACAUUAUAUCUGAUGAGGAAAUACAACUGCCUCAGCCUUAUGUGGACAUUAUAUCUGAUGAGGAAAUACAACUGCCUCAGCCUUAUGUGGACAUUAUAUCUGAUGAGGAAAUACAACUGCCUCAGCCUUAUGUGGACAUUAUAUCUGAUGAGGAAAUACAACUGCCUCAGCCUUAUGUGGACAUUAUAUCUGAUGAGGAAAUACAACUGCCUCAGCCUUAUGUGGACAUUAUAUCUGAUGAGGAAAUACAACUGCCUCAGCCUUAUGUGGACAUUAUAUCUGAUGAGGAAAUACAACUGCCUCAGCCUUAUGUGGACAUUAUAUCUGAUGAGGAAAUACAACUGCCUCAGCCUUAUGUGGACAUUAUAUCUGAUGAGGAAAUACAACUGCCUCAGCCUUAUGUGGACAUUAUAUCUGAUGAGGAAAUACAACUGCCUCAGCCUUAUGUGGACAUUAGAUCUGAUGAGGAAAUACAACUGCCUCAGCCUUAUGUGGACAUUAGAUCUGAUGAGGAAAUACAACUGCCUCAGCCUUAUGUGGACAUUAGAUCUGAUGAGGAAAUACAACUGCCUCAGCCUUAUGUGGACAUUAUAUCUGAUGAGGAAAUACAACUGCCUCAGCCUUAUGUGGACAUUAUAUCUGAUGAGGAAAUACAACUGCCUCAGCCUUAUGUGGACAUUAUAUCUGAUGAGGAAAUACAACUGCCUCAGCCUUAUGUGGACAUUAUAUCUGAUGAGGAAAUACAACUGCCUCAGCCUUAUGUGGACAUUAGAUCUGAUGAGGAAAUACAACUGCCUCAGCCUUAUGUGGACAUUAGAUCUGAUGAGGAAAUACAACUGCCUCAGCCUUAUGUGGACAUUAGAUCUGAUGAGGAAAUACAACUGCCUCAGCCUUAUGUGGACAUUAUAUCUGAUGAGGAAAUACAACUGCCUCAGCCUUAUGUGGACAUUAGAUCUGAUGAGGAAAUACAACUGCCUCAGCCUUAUGUGGACAUUAUAUCUGAUGAGGAAAUACAACUGCCUCAGCCUUAUGUGGACAUUAUAUCUGAUGAGGAAAUAAAACUGCCUCAGCCUUAUGUGGACAUUAUAUCUGAUGUGUGCAAAGUUAUUUGUGGGAAGCAGCUGACUGAGCCAAUCCCACUCAGGGUUGGCAAAAAAAAACUUUCUGCCCAUGGAGUGCUGUUAACUUCAUCCUAGCCAUCAACCAGUGUCUGAAAUGGCUAUGCCAGCGUACCCCAGCCCAUGUGGGGUCACCGCGCCCAGUACAGGGGUAUGUAUGGUGAAGACAUGAUCUCUCAUACAGAUUACUUUUUGAAAUGCAGUCCACUCCAUAUCAGCUAAACAUUCGCAUUAGCAAAAUAAGAAUACAACAACUCCCAACACAACACUCACUGUUCUUCUGUCACGGAUUCCGCCGAGGCUGCCCCUCCUCCUUGCUGCGGCGUUCGUCGUCACCGGAAUACUACUGGCAGGCUGCGGCGAUCCGAAUACUAGCUGCUGCCGAUCUAUGUUCUCUGUUUCUAUGUUGCACCUGUUGUCUGAUUGUCACACACCUGUUUCCCAAUUUUGUGUAAUCCUAUUUAACCCAGGUGCUCCCAAUGUGUCUUGUGCGUGGUUGUUUUUCGUUUCGUGUGUCGUUAGGUGUUAGUUCCUUCUUGCUGUGUUGUUUGUUUGGUGCCAAAUUAGUGCCAAAACAUAUUAGACACCGGCAAAUGUAGUUUUGAUUCACAGAAGAAAAUUCACCAGUCGCAAGUUUAGUAAAUUAGUUCUCACAUUGAAAUGCAUGCUUGCAAAUCUUAUUGAAAUUGUUCACAUACACUGCAUGACCAAAAUUAUGUGGACACCUGCUCGUCGAACAUCUCAUUCUAAAAUCAUGGGCAUUAAUAUGGAGUUGGUCCCCCCCCUUUGCUGCUAUAACAGCCUCCACUCUUCUGGGAAGGCUUUCCACUAGAUGUUGGAACAUUGCUGCGGGGAAUUGCUUCCAUUCAGGCACCAUUCAGGCACAAGAGCAUUAGUGAGGUUGAGCACUGAUGUUGGGUGAUUAGGCCUGGCUCGCAGUUGGUGUUCCAAUUCAUCCCAAAGGUGUUCGAUGGGGUUAAGGUCAGGGCUCUGUGCAGGCCAGUCAAGUUCUUCCACACCGAUCUCGACAAACCAUUUCUUUAUGGAUCUCGCUUUGUGCAUGGGGGCUUUGUCAUGCAUGAACAGGAAAAGGCCUUCCCCAAACUGUUGCAACAAAGUUGGAAGCACAGAAUCUUCUAGAAUGUCAUUGUAUGAUGUAGCGUUAAGAUUUCCCUCCACUGGAACUAAGGGGCAUAACCCGAACCAUGAAAAACAGCCCCAUACCUGUCAUGAAUCCCGCUUCCUGAGUCGGUUUCUGUCUGAGUUGCCUGUUUUUGUCCUGGAGUUGUUUUUUCCUGAGUUUCCUGAGCGCACCCUGUCUGGUUGCCGGGCGACAAAGUAAGGCGGGAGAUCUCUCCAUUACCCGCACCUGCAGCUAUCUGCCCACCUGGUUCUGAUCAUCACCUCUCCACUUCAUAAGCUCUGACCUGACAUCCAUUCCCUGCCGGAUCGUUCGCCAUGAGCAGUAUGUGGUGCCUGCGUGUCAGCCUCAGAUUACUAAGAGUUAGUUUUGCUGUUCUGUUACUUUUUGCUUGCUGUGAACUCACCUUCGUUUCCUCUGUCUACAGUUACUCUUCCGGAACAUUCACUCCACCGCUGCCUGGUCGUCUGUGGCUUCAGAGACAUCAUUAGUCCCCUGUAGCUCAGUUGGUAGAGCAUGGCGCUUGCAACGCCAGUGUUGUGGGUUCGUUUCCCACGGGGGGCCAGUAUGAAAAUGUAUGCACUCACUAACUGUAAGUCGCUCUGGAUAAGAGCGUCUGCUAAAUUACUAAAAUGUAAAAAAAAAAAAAUAUUUGGAUCUGCCCAUUCACUCCCACCAACUCACCUCCACUGCCAGCUCCGUCACCUGGAUUCUCCUGCUUCCACAUUUAAGUCUUUAAAUAAAUGCUCACCUUCAUUCAACUCACCUUGUCCUGAUCUGCUUCUGGGUUCUGCUUUAGAGAAUCGUGACAGAACGAUCCGGCCAAGGUUGAACCCAGCGGACCUGGACUCCGUUCGCCAUGCCAUUACCCAUCAAGGAAAGAUGUUGGGACAACACAGCACGGCGCUACAGGAGAUAGCGUUUUCAGUUCUGAACUUUUCUGCCAGUCUGACGAGUAUCCAGGCUCAGCUCAGUUUGCCGGCGGAGAAUCCACCACCUGAAUUCACCCCUCUCGCCUGCCGCUUCUGGAGCUGUAUCCUUCCGUGAGCCCAAGGUUCCGACACCAGAGAAAUACGAAGGGGAUUUGGGAAGAUGCCGUUCAUUUCUCAUGCAGUGUGGAUUAGUUUUUGACCUGCAGACCAACUCUUACGCCACAGACAAGGCUAGGAUAGCUUUUGUAAUUGAACUGCUGCGUGGAAGAGCUCUGGAGUGGGCUUCAGCCUCAUGGGAACGACAGGACACCUGCAUGGCAUCAUACCAGGAGUUCACGGCAGAGAUGAGGAAGAUUUUUGACCAUCCAGUCCGAGGUAAGGACGCAGCUAAUCGUCUGUUUUCUCUUCGACAAGGAGCUCGCAGUGUAGCAGACUUUGUUAUUGAAUUCAGGACAUUGGCUGUGGAGAGUGGGUGGAAUGAGGAGUCCCUACAAGCGGUUUUUUAUCAGGGGUUGUCAGAGCAACUCAAGGAUGAACUGAUCUCUUAUCCUGAGCCUAGCGACCUGGACAGUUUGGUAGCGUUAUCUAUUCGGGUGGAUAACAGAAUCUGAGAGAGAAGGAGGGAGAAGCGAUGGGGGUCUUCCAAUCACUCAUCUACUCGGUUACCAUUCAAGUCAGGAAAUGGACCAGAACGAGCUGAUCAUUAUUCACCACACGAGAUUAGAGGAGGGGUCCUGCCUCCAGAUCCUGAACCCAAGUGGGGCGGCACGGGUUAACCAAGGAGGAGCGCCAACGUAGACGUGAGACCAACCGCUGCCUCUACUGUGGUAACCCGGGACAUUACAUCUCCGCUUGUCCCCAGCGCCCGUUAAACUGCCCGGCUCGGUAAGUUUGGGAGGACUUUUAGCGAGCCAGUUUCAGCCUCUCAAUAACCCUGUCAGACCCCGUUUUCCUGCAACCCUCAUGAACAAGAAUCAGAUUUUGGAGAUUAACGCUUUUAUCGAUUCAGGUGCCGAUGGCAGCUUUAUGCAUGCCGACUUGGUGGAACAGCUGGGAUUUCCAAGGAGCGAUUACCGGAAGUCAUUGAAGCUACCACUCUGAACGGCAGUAGUCUGGCACGUAUCACUAUGAGGACUGAACCUGUUAAAUUGCUGCUGUCAGGUAAUCAUUCAGAGUUUAUCUCCUUCUUCAUUCUGCCAUCUCCCCGUGCCCCCCUGGUUCUUGGAUACCCCUGGCUGAGAGAACACAAUCCCACGUUCGAUUGGGUGACUGGCAAGGUAACUAAUGUCAUGCUAACUGCCUUAAGACUGCCUGUUCCCAUUCUGUUCCCAGUCAGGUUAUUGAUUCUGCCCCCCCCCCAGAUUUGUCCCUAGUUCCUGAAACAUAUCACGAUUUGGGUGAAGUGUUCAGUAAGCAGAAGGCUCUGUCACUUCCUCCCCACCGACCAUAUGACUGUGCUAUAAAUCUGAUCCCUGGAGCUGCCUAUCCCAAGGGACGUUUAUACAGUAUCUCUCGGCCUGAACGUGAAGCCUUGGAGACCUACAUAAAGGAGUCCCUAGCUGCUGGUCUCAUUCGUCCAUCGUCAUCACCCCUGGGAGCAGGAUUCUUUUUUGUGAGUAAGAAGGAAGGAUCUUCGACCUUGUAUUGAUUAUCGGGGUUUGAAUGAUAUUACUGUCAAGAACAAGUAUCCCCUGCCCUUGAUGAGCUCUGCUUUCGACUCCUUUCAGGGUGCUACUGUUUUCACUAAGCUUGAUUUACGCAAUGCGUAUCAUCUGGUCCGGAUCAGAGAGGGGGACGAGUGGUUGACUGGGUUCAAUACACCUAUGGGACAUUUCGAGUAUCAAGUGAUGCCGUUUGGACUGACCAAUGCUCCAGCAGUGUUCCAGAGUAUCUUGAAUGACGUUCUGAGAGAUAUGAUCGGUCUUUUUGUGUUCGUUUACCUGGAUGACAUUCUCAUUUUCUCUAAGGAGCUUUCCAGCCACAUCCAGCGUGUCAAGCAGGUCCUGCAGCGAUUAUUGGAGAACCGCCUGUUUGUGAAGGCAGAGAAGUGUGAUUUUCACGCCCACACUACAUCCUUCCGCGGAUACAUCAUCUCCAAGGGAGAGAUUAAGAUGGACCAAGAGAAGGUUAGGGCGGUUCUUGAUUGGGCCCAGUCCGAUACGAGAUUGCAGCUCCAGAGGUUUCUGGGGUUUGCGAAUUUCUAUCGAAGAUUUAUCCGUGAUUACAGCCGUGUGGCCGCUCCAUUAACUGCCCUGACUUCUAGCACCCGAACCUUCUGUUGGAAUCCUGAGGCAGACCGAGCAUUCCUGGACUUGAAGAGCCGAUUCACCAACGCCCCUAUUUUCUCUCAACCUGAAACUUCCCGUCAGGUUGUUGUGGAAGUGAACGCGUCUGAUGUGGGGGUUGGCGCCAUCUUGUCCCAGCGAAGCUCCACUGACAGUAAGCUCCAUCCCUGCGCCUUCUACUCUUGUCGUCUUUCGCCUGCUGAGAUAAAUUAAGAUGUGGGUAACCGGGAGCUUCUCACUGUUAAACCCGGUCCCGGUAACGGUCCACCCGGGCAGUUGUUUGUGCCAGAGUCUGUCCGUUCUGCUGUCCUCCAGUGGUCCCACGCCAGCAAGAUGGCUUGUCACCCUGGCGUGGCUCGGACUAUGGCGUUACUACGCCGACGAUUUUGGUGGCCUGCCAUGGGAGAAGAUACCCGGAGUUUUGUUGCUGCCUGUCCAGUUUAUGCGCAGAAUAAGAGUACCAAUCGGCCCAGCUCUGGACUUCUUCAGCCCAUACCUGUUCCUCGGCGACCAUGGUCGCAUCUGGCCCUGGACUUUGUCACUGGGUUGCCCUCUUCUGAUGGGAACACUGUCAUUCUGACUAUCGUGGACAGAUUCAGCAAGUUCGCCCACUUUGUGCCCAUCUCCAAACUUCCCUCUGCCUCUGAGACGUCCAAGAUCCUUGUUAGGGAGGUUUUCAGGGUUCACGGGUUGCCCAGUGACAUAGUUUCCGACCGUGGCCCUCAGUUCACCUCUGCUGUCUGGAAAUCCUUCUGUUUGGCCAUUGGAGCUACAGUCAGUCUCACAUCUGGAUUUCACCCCCAAUCUAAUGGUCAGGCGGAGAGAGCCAACCAGAAGAUGGAGUCCACGCUUCGUUGCCUUGUCUCCUCCAACCCCACCUCUUGGGUCUCUCAGUUGCCAUGGGUCGAGUAUGCCCAUAAUACCCUCCCUACAUCUGCCACUGGGAUGUCUCCCUUCCAGUGCCUUUACGGCUACCAACCUCCCUUGUUUCCUUCUCAGGAGAAGGAUCUCUCGGUUCCCUCUGUCCCACAUUCGCCGUUGUCACCGGACCGGGCAUCGGGCCAGAAAGGCCCUCCUUAGAGUUUCUGACCGGUAUCAGCUCCAGACUAAUCGUCGCCGUAUUUCAGCCCUCGCUUAUGCCGUCGGAGAUAAGGUCUGGUUGGCUACACGGGAUCUUCCUCUGUGGACAGAGUCGAGGAAACUGUCACCGAAGUUCAUUGGUCCGUUUGUGGUGGAGAAGGUCAUUAAUCCUGUUGUGGUUCGACUCAAAUUGCCUAGGACGCUCAGAGUGCAUCCCACCUUUCAUGUCCUCCUUGUCCUCCUCCUCCUCGGAUGAUCUACACGGUGCACCGCAUCAUGGAUUCCAGACGGCGGGGGUCGGGGUUUCCAGUAUCUCGUGGACUGGGAGGGGUAUGGUCCUGAGGAGAGCGGUUGGAUUCCUCGGCGUCAGAUCCUUGAUGCUGACCUCCUUCGUGACUUCUACCGCCUCCAUCCUGGCGGGUAGUCCGCCCGGUGGCGUUCAUCGGAGGGGGGGUACUGUCAUGAAUCUCGCUUCCUGAGUCGGUUUCUGCCUGAGUUGACUGUUUUCUGUCCUGGAGUCUUUUUUCCUGAGUUUCCUGAACGCACCCUGUCUGGUUGCCGGGCGACGAAGCGGGAGAUCUCUCCAUUACCCGCACCUGCAUCUCAUCAGCUAUCUGCCCACCUGGUUCUGAUCAUCACCUCUCCACUUCAUAAGCUCUGACCUGACAUCCAUUCCCUGCCGGAUCGUUAGCCAUGAACAUUACUCUCCUGGAAUAUUCACUCCACCUCUGCCUGGUCGUCUGUGGCUUCAGAAACAUCAUUGGAUCUGCCCAUUCACUCCCAUCAACUCACCUCCACUGCCAGCUCCGUCACCUGGAUUCUCCUGCUUCCACAUUUAAGUCUUUAAAUAAAUACUCACCUUCAUUCUACUCACCUUGUCCUGGUCUGCUUCUGGGUUCCGCUUUAGAGAAUCGUGGCAAUAUAAUAGACUAUAGAAACUAAUAUAAUAUGAUGUUGUCCAUAUAAUAGACCUAUGAGAAGAGGAGACACUAAUAUCAUGUUGUCCAUAUAAUAGACCUAUGAGAAGAGGAGACACUAAUAUGAUGUUGUCCAUAUAAUAGACCUAUGGGAAGAGGAGACACUAAUAUGAUGUUGUCCAUAUAAUAGACCUAUGAGAAGAGGAGACACUAAUAUAAUAUGAUGUCCAUCUAAACUGGAGGAGGAAAUUAUUGUCCAAAAACAAACUUUUAAGUAGCACUGACCCAACAAUGAUAAAUAGUGAAUAUGCACAGUGCGCACUCACUGGGGAUAUCCACUGGUGCCAAUAAGGUAAAUUGAGAAUGUUGAUAACUAAAAGACAGAUUAGUAAUUUAAUUGUCUUCUCUUUACAGCAAUAACCUUUUGGUUCCAAUCUAUGUUUUCCCGCAAUACAUUUUGCGACAUGCCUUGCUGGGUCUCUCUACAUUUCACUGACAUUAGCAACUCAACAAUAAUCUGCCCAUAUUGUUCGAGCUGCCUUUCCUUCCCACUUUAGCACAGGAGGCGGCUGAGGGGAGAACGGCUACCUUAUGGUGCAUAUGAUUGCAUAUUUAAAAAGUAACGGCGGGUAUCCUCCAUUUGCUAUUUGAGGUUACAGAUUACAAAAAUGAUGCCACACGUAUAUUCGUAAGGCUAUGUAUAAAGACCUGAUUCAAUUGAGAUUACUCUGAUGGGUGAGAAUAUUAUCAUGUUCUUGCUUGAUAAUAUUCCUGUGUAGCUCAAUUGUUAGAGCAUGGUGCUUGCAAACGCGAAGGUUGUGGGUUUGAUUCCCACGGUGGAUCAGUAAGAAAAAAGUAUGAAAAUGUAUGCACUCACUACCGUAAGUUGCUCUGGAUAAGCACAUCUGCUAAAAUGUAAAAUGGUAAAUUGUGAAUGAGAGACUGAUGAAGUGUGAAACAGAGCAGAGCUCAUGCCUUUCGUGAGACUUAUUUCAAAUCAUCAUUAGAAUCGCAUCAUGCAGCCUUAGAACGUAUUAAAAUCACAACAUAUAGAUUAACGUUGUUAUCUCAACUAAAGUAGCAUACAUAACUCUAAAUGAAGCAUAUAGGAGGACCUGUUUCUGUGUUUAACAGCUCAACACAGAACAGGGAAUCUUUGUAUUUAUUGAUAUUUAAUGAGCUGUGUUCAUUUGCAGGACUAUUCUUCACACUGUAAAAUAAUGCCACAGAAUUCUAAGCAAAUCUUGUCUGCUAAAUGAACUAGUGUAGCCCACAGCCAUAUGGCACAGCCAGAUCAGGGCCUAACAUAAGGAAGACUAUAUUUUCCCCCCACCAUGUUGCUUUAGACCUGUGUAAAAAUAAAUAAUGGAUUCACUGUGAUGGAGUAGGCUAUAUUAAAAAACCCUAGAGUCGAUGUCCGUGCCUGGAAAUCUAAUUAGAAUAAUAACAACAAUUGUGUCAAUUCAAGCUAGAGAUGUUCUGGUUUUUCAUUGGAUGCGUCUCAAUCCACCGCAUCGACCGAUGUCGCACUUCCGCAUCUGCGGUGAAAGGUGACAGAGCUAGAGCUGAGUUUGUCAGACCAUGAGACGUCCCUGAAAAUCGGUCUUCUCACAAAAUCGUCUGUAGCGUCCGAACGGUUUGGCCUGCAAACUAUUAUGGAAUGAUGAGACUGGCAGUUAUUUGCAUGACAAUCACCAGCUUGACAAAAAUGUCAUGACUACCACAUGUGAAGUUAUCUUCCUGAGCCAAAGACAAUUUGGGUGUCCCGAAUGUUAAGUGGAUUUACACUGUACCAGACUGACUCAGCUGUUGAACAGGCUCAACAGUGACGAUGUGACAGUUAAGGAGUUAGCCAGAGCCUCCUUCCUUCUGGACCUACAGGGGAGGAAGGUUCCACUGGCCAGGGAAAUUGAGGACAACUUCCUGGGCUUCAGGACGAAGGUUCCACUGGCCACGGACACUGAGGACAACUUCCUGGGCAUCAGGACGAAGGUUCCACUGGCCACGGACACUGAAGACAACUUCCUGGGCUUCUGGAGGAAUGUUCCACUGGCCACGGACACUGAGGACAACUUCCUGGGCUUCUGGAGGAAUGUUCCACUGGCUACGGACACUGAGGACAACUUCCUGGGCUUCAGGACGAAGGUUCCACUGGCUACGGACACUGAGGACAACUUCCUGGGCUUCAGGAGGAAGGCCAAUGGAAAAUUGGACACUCGUGUUGCAGGCUUUGGAGUCUGGUCAAACUGUCCGGACCUCAACGACCUGUGUGGAACACACAGCUUGAUAUGCAAACUGAGCCAGUGACUGCCUCUGAUGCAGUUGUGUCAGACCCCUGUGUUGAUGUGGAGGCUUCUGUCCCCCAUGAUGGAACAUCUCAUCCUACAUCCAGGACAACACUCCUCGGUAUCAGACGGAUGCAGCUACUUCAACACUGGACUAGCCUGAGGCUGCAGGGGAAACUCGCUGCUCUGCACUGUGCUGACCACUCGGUCUCCCAUUUGACGGCUACAUGGAGCAGGCCUUUGACAGGCUGCUUAAAUACCAGCCCCUCGUGGCAUGCUUGGACAGCCUCGGGUGUUGGUGUAAGCUGGUGGCGCUGAUAUUCAUCAGUCUCGGCCACGUACACAGGCUUGCAGUGUGUGGCCUCCAGAUUGCGGGCGUGCCAAAAACAGUUGGCUAGGUACUGCUCUGUUUCAGCUGUCGUGGAGGAGGGGCUUUAUACACUACCAGUUAAACGUUUGGACACACCUACUCAUUCAAGGGUUUUUCUUUAUUUGGACAAUUUUUUUUUUACAUUGUAGAAUAAUAGUGAAGACAUCAAAACUAUGAAAUAACACAUAUGGAGUCUUGAGUUUACUCUUGAGUGACAUAUAUACAGGGACCUUUGAAAUGUUUGGAUCCUCUUUUAAUGUAAAUUUGAUUGGUGUAUUCAAAUAAAGUAUUUAAAAUGUGUGUGUGCGCGCAUGCGUGUGAGUGAGUGAGUGAGUGAGUGAGUGAGUGAGUGAGAGAGCCAUGGCAGUGCUAAUUGACUAUUCAGCAUCACUACUGAGUCAGACUCUUACCUCUCUCUGUCUAAACACACAUAGAGACGCCAACAGAGGAUGAGACAGGCAGAGUGUUCUCAGUCUUAUGCUUCAAGUUUCCAGAUUGGUUAAUCGUAUGCACAUGGUAUAAACCAGCCAACGUGUUCAUUUCGUCAACAAAAAAAGUGACAAAAAUAAUGAUCAAGUACGAGUGGCCUUAACUGACUGAAUAGACCCCAAAAAACGAUAACUAAACUAAAAAUGAUUUUUCAUUUCAUCUGACUAAAAUGAGAGAAGACUAACUGAUCUCUGAUUAUAAUCGGACUACUAAAUCGACUGGACAAGAGUUUUUGGAGAGUGAGAGUUUUUCAGUGAUAUGCACAAUUAAUAUUAGCAGCACAGAUGCACGGUGCAGUUGUGUUCAGCAGUGGGAAGGACACGUCUCACCCGGCACACACAGCCAACAUCAGCUGGUGAGCUAUGGGGGAGUUAGCGAUGGCUGUGGGCAGAACGGCUCCGCUCCGGCUCCGCCUCUAAUUAUACUCUCUUGUUUCCCCGUAGCUAACCAGUCACCAUCAGCCUUCUAGUUAGCUACCCUCUGCCUGGUUAAGAAACACAAGCUGCUUUAUGAAAUUAAAAACAAUAGCAGCAUUGAGUUUAACACUAAAACAACAGUCUAGCAAGGUUUUUGUCUCCCUUGAGUAUAGAAGAGUAGGCCGUCUGAAUUGGUGCAGAGAGUCAGUGCAGAUGGUCAGUCUAGUUGAAGUGUUCAGCUCAGGUUAGCGUUUUUUGUCAUGAAUGUUGUUCUGGAGGCAGCCCUGCUGAGUGGUCACUAGCCAGCACAGCCACAAAGUCAUAAAAUCGAACCUUAACCACACUGCUAACCUUAAUGCCUCACCGCAACCUUAAAUUAAGACCCAAAAAGCUCAUUUCUGUUUUCAUGAAUUUUAACAAUAUAGCCAAUGUUGACUUUGCAGCUGGCCUAUCUAAGGGGAAAUCGCUCAGUUCUACCUCCAAGACAAACUUAAACCUGCAUGUUGAGCAGUCUGAUGGCUUGUUGACUUUGACUAGAUAGAAACUGUCUCUGAGCCUGUUGGUAUCAGACCUCAUGCUUCAAUACAGUCUGAUGGCUUGUUGACUUUGACUAGAUAGAAACUGUCUCUGAGCCUGUUGGUAUCAGACCUCAUGCUUCAAUACAGUCUGAUGGCUUGUAGAUAGAAACUGUCUCUGAGCCUGUUGGUAUCAGACCUCAUGCUCCAAUACAGUCUGAUGGCUUGUAGAUAGAAACUGUCUCUGAGCCUGUUGGUAUCAGACCUCAUGCUCCGAUACCAUCUGCCCAAUGAUAAGGGAGAGAAUAGCUCGUGGCUGGAGGGUGUGUGGGGUCCUUGAUGAUGCUGCGGGCCUUCCUCAGCAGUAGAUGUCCUGGAUGGGUGGGAGAACGGUCCCAGUGAUGCCCUGGAUGGGUGGGAGAACGGUCCCAGUGAUGUCCUGGAUGGGUGGGAGAACGGUCCCAGUGAUGUACUGGGCCAUCUUCACCACCCGCUGGAGGGCCUUGCAGGCGUGGACGAAGCAAUUCCCAGACCAGGCCAUGAUGUAACUGUUCAGGAUGCUCUCGAUGGUGCAGCGGUAGUAUUUGGAGAGGACCUGGGGGUGGCAAGCAGCAUUUCUUCAGCUGCCGUUAGGAAGUAGAGACGCCGUUGCGCCGCUCUCGACAAGAGUGGCAGUGUUGUUGGUCCCAUGUCAAGUCCUUGGUGAUGCGGACGCUGAGGAACUUAAAACUGCUGACUCACUCUCUACUACAGUCCCGUUGAUGAGGAUCGGGGCGUGUUCCCUCCUCCGCUUCCUAAAGUCUACAAUCCACUCCUUAGUUUUGCUGACGUUGUUGUUAUGACACCACAAUGCCAGUUCACUCACCUCCUCCCUAUAGGCUGACUCAUCGUUGUUGGUUACCAGUUCUAGAACCGUGGUGUCGUCAGCAAAUAUGUUGAUGGAGUUGCUGUCGUGUCAAGCCACGCAGUCACGGGUGAACAGCAGAGGACUGAGGACACACCCUUGGGGGGCCCCCUGUGUUAAGAGUCAGUGUGGAGGAGGUGUUGUUGCCAAUCCUCACAGCCUGUGGUCUGCCCAUCAGGAAGUCCAGGAUCCAGUUGCACAGGGUGGUGUCCAGACCCAGGGCUCUGAGCAUGGUGUCGAUCUUGGAAGGAACAAUAGUGUUGAAUGCUGAACUAUUGUCAAUGAACAGCAUUCUCACACAGGUGUUCCUCUUGUCCAGAUGUGUUGCGGCCGUGUGAAUAGUGAUGGAAAUGGCAUCUUCCAUGGAUCUGUUGGAGUGGUAGGCAGAUUGGAGUGGGUCCAGUGUGCCAGGCAUGCUGGCCUUGAUGUGUGACCAUGACCUGCAUCUCGAAUCACUUCAUGGUGAAUGGUGUGAGUGCGACAGUCAUUUGGGCAUGUCACAUCCGAACAGACGCCACCAGCUGGUCAGCACACACUCUGAGGACGCGGCCAGGCAUACGAUCUGGGCCAGCGGCUUUGUGAGUAUUCACUCUCACGUCAGCCUCGGAGAGCGAAAGCACCUGGACGUCCGGAGCAGUGAGAGUCUUCCUGGAUGGCUCGCAUGGGAGAGAGGCUUCGGUAGACACCGCACAGCUGGAUUUGCCUUUGUAGUCCGUGAUAGUCUGUAGUCCGUGAUAGUCUGUAGUCCGUGAUAGUCUGUAGUCCUUGCCACAUGCGUUGCGAGUCUGAGUUGUCGAACAUCAAUUGAAGUUUGAGUCUGUACUGUCUUUUUGUGUCCCUAAUGGAUUUGUGGAGCUCGUAUCUGCUUUCCUUGUACACGUCGCGCGCCACAGACUAAUCUGGGUUCGUUCUGCUGACAUUGAAUGCUGUGGUACGGGCUCUCAUCAUGGUACGGAUAUCUCCGUUCAUCCAGGGUUUUUGGUUGGGUAUGUCCGGAUUGUUAUUGUGGGGUACAACAUCAUCAACACAUUUCCUAAUGAAGCCUGUGACUGACGAUGUAUAUUCCUCAAUGUUGAUGGAUGAGUCCUGGUUGGAUGAAUCUUUGAACAUAUUCCAAUCAGUAUUCUCAAAACAGCCCUGCAGCAUUGAGUCUGCCUCCUCAGUCCAGUAUUGAGUCUGCCUCCUCAGUCCAGUAUUGAGUCUGCCUCCUCAGUCCAGUAUUGAGUCUGCCUCCUCAGUCCAGUAUUGAGUCUGCCUCCUCAGUCCAGUAUUGAGUCUGCCUCCUCAGUCCAGUAUUGAGUCUGCCUCCUCAGUCCAGUAUUGAGUCUGCCUCCUCAGUCCAGCAUUGAGUCUGCCUCCUCUGUCCAGUAUUGAGUCUGCCUCCUCAGUCCAGUAUUGAGUCUGCCUCCUCAGUCCAGCAUUGAGUCUGCCUCCUCAGUCCAGUAUUGAGUCUGCCUCCUCAGUCCAGUAUUGAGUCUGCCUCCUCAGUCCAGUAUUGAGUCUGCCUCCUCAGUCCAGCAUUGAGUCUGCCUCCUCAGUCCAGUAUUGAGUCUGCCUCCUCAGUCCAGUAUUGAGUCUGCCUCCUCAGUCCAGUAUUGAGUCUGCCUCCUCAGUCCAGCAUUGAGUCUGCCUCCUCUGUCCAGUAUUGAGUCUGCCUCCUCAGUCCAGUAUUGAGUCUGCCUCCUCAGUCCAGCAUUGAGUCUGCCUCCUCAGUCCAGUAUUGAGUCUGCCUCCUCAGUCCAGUAUUGAGUCUGCCUCCUCAGUCCAGCGCCUCACUAUUCUCUGUGUUGGUGGCUCCCUCCUGAGCUGCUGCUUGUAGGCGGGGAGUAGGAACAGAGAGACGUGAUCUGAUUGGCCGAAGUGGGGGGCGGGGGGAUGGCUUUGUAUGCAUCAAGUAUAUGUAGCAGAAAGACUUAUGAUUGGUCCUUGUCCUUGUUUGUUAACACCAGCUACGUGCGUGAGAGAGAACAUGAGAAAGAGCAAGAGAAAUCAAAGCAAAGAAAAGAGAGAGAGGCUGAGAGAGCGAAAGGAAGAGUAUGAAAGAGAGAGAGGCUGAGAGAGCAACCCUAACACUAAACCUAACCCCUAACCCUAAUUCUAACCUAAACCUAACCCCUAAGCCUAAUUCUACUUCUAACCCUAAACCUAACCCCUAACCCUAAUUCUAACCCUAACACUAAACCUAACCCCUAACCCUAAUUCUAACCCUAACACUAAACCUAACCCCUAAGCCUAAUUUUAACUCUAACCCUAAAUAUAAUAAUUCUAACUCUAACCCUAAAAUAGCAUUUUUCCUUGCUGGACUAUCCCUCUACUAUCCCUCUACUAUCCCUCUACUAUCCCUGGACUAUCCCUGGACUAUCCCUCUACUAUCCCUCUACUAUCCCUCUACUAUCCCUGGACUAUCCCUCUACUAUCCCUCUACUAUCCCUGGACUAUCCCUGGACUAUCCCUCUACUAUCCCUCUACUAUCCCUGGACUAUCCCUGGACUAUCCCUGGACUAUCCCUCUACUAUCCCUCUACUAUCCCUCUACUAUCGCUGGACUAUCCCUCUACUAUCCCUCUACUAUCCAUGGACUAUCCCUGGACUAUCCCUCUACUAUCCCUCUACUAUCCCUGGACUAUCCCUGGACUAUCCCUGGACUAUCCCUCUACUAUCCCUGGACUAUCCCUCUACUAUCCCUCUACUAUCCCUGGACUAUCCCUCUACUAUCCCUCUACUAUCCAUGGACUAUCCCUGGACUAUCCCUCUACUAUCCCUCUACUAUCCCUGGACUAUCACUCUACUAUCCCUCUACUAUCCCUGGACUAUCCCUCUACUAUCCCUCUACUAUCCCUGGACUAUCCCUCUACUAUCCCUCUACUAUCCCUGGACUAUCCCUCUACUAUCCCUGGACUAUCCCUCUACUAUCCCUCUACUAUCCCUGGACUAUCCCUCUACUAUCCCUCUACUAUCCCUCUACUAUCCCUCUACUAUCCCUGGACUAUCCCUCUACUAUCCCUGGACUAUCCCUGGACUAUCCCUCUACUAUCCCUGGACUAUCCCUGGACUAUCCCUGGACUAUCCCUCUACUAUCCCUGGACUAUCCCUCUACUAUCCCUCUACUAUCCCUGGAAUAUCCCUCUACUAUCCCUGGACUAUCCCUAGACUAUCCCUCUACUAUCCCUCUACUAUCCCUGGACUAUAUCUCUACUAUCCCUCUACUAUCCCUCUACUAUCCCUGGACUAUCCCUCUACUAUCCCUCUACUAUCCCUGGACUAUCCCUCUACUAUCCCUGGACUAUCCCUCUACUAUCCCUGGACAAUCCCUCUACUAUCCCUCUACUAUCCCUGGACUAUCCCUCUACUAUCCCUCUACUAUCCCUGGACUAUCCCUGGACUAUCCCUGGACUAUCCCUGGACUAUCCCUCUACUAUCCCUCUACUGUUCCUGGACUAUCCCUCUACUAUCCCUGGACUAUCCCUCUACUAUCCCUGGACUAUCCCUCUACUAUCCCUCUACUAUCCCUGGACUAUCCCUCUACUAUCGCUCUACUAUCCCUGGACUAUCCCUCUACUAUCCCUCUACUAUCCCUCUACUAUCCCUCUACUAUCCCUGGACUAUCCCUGGACUAUCCCUCUACUAUCCCUCUACUAUCCCUGGACUAUCCCUGGACUAUCCCUGGACUAUCCCUGGACUAUCCCUCUACUAUCCCUCUACUGUUCCUGGACUAUCCCUCUACUAUCCCUGGACUAUCCCUCUACUAUCCCUGGACUAUCCCUCUACUAUCCCUCUACUAUCCCUGGACUAUCCCUCUACUAUCGCUCUACUAUCCCUGGACUAUCCCUCUACUAUCCCUCUACUAUCCCUCUACUAUCCCUGGACUAUCCCUGGACUAUCCCUCUACUAUCCCUCUAUUAUCCCUGGACUAUCCCUGGACUAUCCCUGGACUAUCCCUCUACUAUCCCUCCACUAUCCCUAUACUAUCCCUCUACUAUCCCUCUACUAUCGCUCUACUAUCCCUGGACUAUCCCUCUACUAUCCCUGGACUAUCCCUCCACUAUCCCUCUACUAUCCCUCUACUAUCCCUGGACUAUCCCUCUACUAUCCCUGGACUAUCCCUCCACUAUCCCUCUACUAUCCCUCUACUAUCCCUGGACUAUCCCUCUACUAUCCCUGGACUAUCCCUCCACUAUCCCUAUACUAUCCCUCUACUAUCCCUGGACUAUCCCUCUACUAUCCCUCUACUAUCCCUGGACUAUCCCUCUACUAUCCCUCUACUAUCCCUGGACUAUCCCUCUACUAUCCCUCUACUAUCCCUGGACUAUCCCUCUACUAUCCCUUUACUAUCCCUGGACUAUCCCUCUACUAUCCCUGGACUUCUGAUCCCCACAAGGAAACAUAUACAAGGUUUUAACAGUAAGUCCAGAGUCUUGUGAAGUUAAUUAUGCUAGCCGCUGUGACCAUUUGCAUUUAAAUAUGUUUGGUCUGUAGAGAUGGCUGUUUCUGAAGACGUAGUGGAUGUAAUUAUAAGCAAUUCCAAGGAGAUCUCUCUCUCCUUUCUGUUAAUUCAGGCUCUGCUGAUGUGUGAGGAUGAGAGUCUGUCAUUUUAA